AUGCUGGCUCUGUCUAGAUGUUCGACUGCUCUGAGGUGGAGGCUUCCCCUGCGCUGUGCUGCUGUCCCCGUGGGGAGCUCCACCGUGAGCAGCCGGCACUCCACCACGGCCAGGCCGCAGUUUUUAACCCAGACCGCGCUGUUUCACCAAAGUAAAGCCAAAGCAAGUCCUGAUCCGAACAAGAUCACUUCAGUGUCUGCCUUCUGGUCCGGACUGGAGGAGGAGCUGUUGGAGAUGGGGAUGUGGUCGGUGGGUCUGGGGGCUGUCGGAGCAGCCCUAGCUGGCAUCUUCUUGGCAAACACCGAUUUUUGUCUUCCAAAAGGUUCGAAGGCGUCGCUGGAGUACCUCGAAGAUGCUGACCUGCGGUCCACAGUGGAAGAUGAGAAAGUCGUCAAAGCCAAGAGCCUGUGGGAGAAGAACGGGGCCGUGGUGAUGGCUGUAAGGCGACCGGGAUGAUUUUUGUGCAGAGAGGAGGCCUCUGAGCUGUCCUCUCUGAAACCCCAGCUGGAGGAGCUCGGGGUCCCUUUGGUCGCUGUGGUGAAAGAAAACUUGGCCGCAGAGAUCCAGGGCUUCAGACCGCACUUCGCUGGGGACAUCUACAUCGAUGAAAAGAAAUGUUUCUACGGCCCGCUGCAGAGAAGGAUGGGAGGUUUGGGCUUCGUUCGCCUUGGAGUGUGGAGGAACUUCAUUCGGGCCUGGAAGUCUGGUUACCAGGGCAACAUGAACGGGGAGGGCUUCAUCCUCGGGGGAGUGUUUGUCAUCGGAGCAGGAAAACAGGGAGUCCUCCUGGAACACCAGGAGAAGGAGUUCGGGGAUAAGGUGGAGAUAUCAGACGUUCUGCAGGCUGCAAAGAACAUCGUUCCUGAGAAGUAAUUUCUGCAGCGUCAUCAACGAGUGAUCAAGAUCAAAUCCUGUUGAACUGUAAUCUGUUUACGGAGAUUAUUACAACAAAAUACCUUUUUAUUUUCGUCCAAUAAUGUGCUGCUGAAGAGCUAAUGUUUUGUCAGCACAUAUCUGUGAAUAUUCUUAAGUUCCACAAAACUUAAAAAAAAAAAAAAAUACAUUUUGUCACAGGGAUUAAAAAAAACACCUUAUUUCAGGAACAUCCAGAUUCAGGUAGAGCAACGAAACAAACUUGAAAAUGUCAUAACUACUAAUUUCAGUUUAAAUGCUAGCUUUGUGAUUACGGAUGACACAAUUUAAAGCCAUUAGCGUGUAAAAUCUUAGAUUCCUGCUCCUGAUCAGACACCGGAACGGCCUCCGACACGAGCGACCGGAGUGUGUGCUCUGUGUGUGUGAUGAUGAUAACUUGACUCUAAACUCAGCGAGAGGAGCGAGUUUGAUGCCCAAACACACACACGGGCUCAGUUUGUGACCUCGUGCAUACGACUGUGGUGCAGUCUUGAGUAGGUUUUGCUUUGUGUGUGUAAAACUGUGCUGAUUAGCUGCUGAAGAUUAUGAAUAAUAAAGACUUUAUUUUUGUCUUAUUUUAAAUGUAUGUGUCGGGCAAAAAUAUAAUUUCC
Molecule: messenger RNA, 1523 nt
Organism: Nematolebias whitei (Rio pearlfish)
Lineage: Eukaryota; Metazoa; Chordata; Actinopteri; Cyprinodontiformes; Rivulidae
Gene: selenou1a
Product: selenoprotein U 1a
Exons: 6
Source: RefSeq, a predicted model, not a curated record